Messenger RNA from Alosa alosa (allis shad), 1975 nucleotides. It is a transcript of the gene actl6a, whose product is annotated as actin-like 6A. The transcript has 14 exons. Lineage: Eukaryota; Metazoa; Chordata; Actinopteri; Clupeiformes; Clupeidae. Gene Ontology annotation, molecular function: chromatin binding. The record is from RefSeq and is a predicted model, not a curated record. Gene Ontology annotation, cellular component: SWI/SNF complex; NuA4 histone acetyltransferase complex. Gene Ontology annotation, biological process: regulation of transcription by RNA polymerase II; nervous system development. Bases 137 to 1441 code for a protein of 434 amino acids.
AGACUGUGGCACUGACUAGGUUGACCAAAUCUAAUUCAUUUCUUUGUUGUGAUUAAACGUUAGCCGCUUUUGAAAUCUGCCUCACCGGUUGAGUUUAUAAACUAUUGAUAGUUCUUUGCAUCUAGGUGCUUAGAGGAUGAGUGGCGGGGUGUACGGAGGCGAUGAGGUCGGAGCGCUUGUGUUUGACAUCGGCUCGUACACGGUGCGCGCAGGCUAUGCCGGUGAGGACUGUCCGAAGGCGGACUUUCCGACGGUGAUCGGAGCGACGGUUGACCGGGAGGAUGGCACCGUUCCCAUGGAGACGGACGGGGAGAAGACCAAGCAGAGUGGCACCACCUACUACAUUGACACCAACCAGCUCCGCGUGCCCCGAGAAAACAUGGAGGUCAUGUCUCCCCUCAAAAACGGCAUGAUUGAAGACUGGGACAGCUUCCAGGCCAUUCUGGACCACACCUACAAGAUGCAUUUCAAGUCGGAGCCCAGUCUGCACCCUGUGCUCAUGUCCGAGGCCUCGUGGAACACCCGAGCAAAGCGUGAAAAGCUGACAGAGUUGAUGUUUGAGCACUACAACAUUCCCGCCUUCUUCCUGUGCAAGACUGCAGUCCUGUCAGCCUUUGCAAAUGGGCGCUCCACGGGUCUGGUGCUCGACAGCGGCGCCACGCACACCACAGCUAUCCCUGUGCAUGAUGGCUACGUCCUGCAGCAAGGCAUUGUGAAGUCCCCACUGGCGGGAGACUUCAUGAGCAUGCAGUGUCGUGAGCUGUUCCAGGAGCUCGCGGUGGAGAUCGUCCCACCCUACUUGAUCGCAUCAAAGGUGAGGGCAGCCAAAGAUGCUGUGCGUGAGGGGGCUGCUGCCAGUUGGAAGAAGAAGGAAAAGCUUCCUCAGGUCACACGCUCCUGGCACAACUACAUGUGUAAUUGUGUCAUUCAGGACUUCCAGGCCUCAGUUCUGCAGGUGUCCGACUCGCCUUACGAUGAACAAGUGGCGGCCCAAAUGCCCACCAUGCAUUAUGAGCUGCCUAACGGUUACAACUGUGACUUCGGAUCAGAGCGGCUAAAGAUUCCAGAGGGCCUCUUCGACCCCUCCAACGCCAAGGGCCUGUCUGGUAACACCAUGCUGGGAGUGGGACACGUGGUGACCACCAGUGUGGGCAUGUGUGACAUUGACAUUCGACCGGGUCUGUACGGAAGUGUGGUAGUGACUGGCGGAAACACACUCAUUCAGGGCUUCACCGAUCGCCUCACCAGGGAGCUGUCACAGAAGACUCCACCGAGUAUGCGUCUGAAGCUAAUAGCCAACAACACCACAGUGGAGCGCAGGUUUAGCGCCUGGAUCGGAGGCUCCAUCCUGGCAUCACUGGGAACGUUCCAGCAGAUGUGGAUCUCGAAGCAGGAAUAUGAAGAGGGCGGAAAGCAGUGUGUAGACAGGAAGUGCCCCUGAUCGCCACAGAGACGACCACUGCCUUUAAAACGCGACAAACCUCUCUGCUUGUCCACCCCACCGUACUGGACUCAGGAACAACACAAGGACGCGCCGUUUUAUAGUUUUUUAAAAACACAUCAGUCAAGAUUCCAGUCCUUUUUUCUUUAGAGUCUUUGCUAUUUUCUUAAACACACCUAGAUGCUGUGUUGUGAUCGCUGACCAUUUUCAAGGGUGACAGGUCUGACGGAAUUACCUGCAACUGGCCGCUCUGUCCCCUGUGAGAACUGGUCUUGUGUGAGCCACGUAUUAUGUUACUGUCGACUGAUUCCUCAACCCUGCGGUCACUGUCAGGAUGCAACCGACUUUUGAUUUCCCUGUUAGUCUUUUUGAAAAAUAAACGUUUUUAUUGCGAUGCCUUUUGAAUUUGAACAUUUGACACAGAUAAUCCCAGAGCGCUGUUGUACAAAAAGUCACCUGUAUUUAUUUAGAUGCUCAUGAUCAUAUCACACAUCAGACAGAACUCCAAUAAACAUGUUUCUCUUUUCACUGGUA